CAUCUUCCUAUGGCGGAAUCUAUCCCUAUGAUUGCACGGCGUCAGAAUAUUUACGACGACUACUUGUUUGCUGAAGAGAAAAAGGCGAGUAGUCGCGAGACAGAACUACUUGGAACCUUUUUUCAGUUUCUAGCGAAUUUUGACUUUGACCGAGCCAGUGACGUCAUUGCACAAAACAAAGAUAGAAAACAAACUACUAGCAUGCAUUCCUGGGGUUCAUUGUUGACCCAACUGCAUGAUCUUACAGCUCACGAGAAAAGCUACCACAAUCUUGAAUUCUUUGAACAGAAGUGGUUUGGUCGAAAGGAAAGUCUGAAAUCAGCAUAUGAUUCUGUGGCAAAUGAGCUUCGUCAUCUUCAAAAAGUUUUUUCUCAACGGAGAAGUGGUAUGUCAUCUCAGUGGGAGACACAGAUGAGUCAACUGUGCCAACAACUACUGACAUUUGUUUCUGUGAGACAGCAAAUGAUGCAAUACUACUGCGAACUAGCUGCAAUGGCAACCUCUUUAGUUCUUAUAGACUACAAUAAAGAAUUGUCAAAGAUUGGGACUCUCAAGCAACAGUGUGGAAGCUUGCAUUUUUUGGAGCCAAUGGAGAGUAUGAGCAAGAUGAUUAAAGAUGAACUUCAAUGCCUUGAGCUAGUGAAUGAGAGUCAGAUCAGAAUAGCAUCUUGUCAGUUUCUUGAGGCAUUACUAAGUCUGGAUGCUUGUAAAUCGUUGUUGAUGUCGUGGAAUGGGCCAUCACCACAGAUUAAGAAACCAAGAUUUCUUUUGAUAAGUAAAUAUACUGGAGAGACACAGCUUCAUCACUGGCUACGUCAAUUUUACUCACUGUUAUUGGCUAAAUUCUCAUUGUAUAACCACAAAGUUUUAGUAGCGCAAUCUCCCUCUGCAGAUGUCAAACUACCAGUUGAGCUUGAUUUCUAUGCAAGACUUUUCCAAUUUCAAAAAGUGACAAAUGCUGUGAAUGUUGCUGUUGUCUUUGAUGCAAAUGGAUCAACCGAGGUUUAUCAAGGUUAUGGUUAUCAUCUUCCUGAUGCUAAAGCAGAGCGUCCGUUUGGUCUAAGCUCUUAUCCUGCCAUUGUUUCUAUUCCAUCAGAUAUCGUAUUAGAACAUUGGCCAUCAAUUGUGUGUCUUGUAACUGAGAGGUCACAGCACUUGGAUCAGAACCCCAACCCAUUACAAUUUUUAGAUGAGAAAACACAGAAUUUGUAUAUUGUCACUAAAAUUGAAGAAAAGAUGUACCUUGUGUUGAUCUACAAGUCUCGCCGCCAAAGCAGAGAUUUGGCUAUAGCAUCAUUUCUGUCAGAAAUGAUUUCAAUUUUGAGGAACACAAGGCAGUAUAAUCUCCUGCAUCAGAAAAAGACUAAACAGUGAAGCACUUUUGGCUCUGCAGGUUCUAAUAUACAGGUAUAUAUAAAGUUUUAGUAAUAAAAUAAAUUGCUAAUAAUCCAUGCUAAUCACGUGAUUUUUGUAAUGCUAUGACUUGUGAUGCAAAGCAUGGACUUUUGUUACUUUAUGAAAAAAAAGUUUAA
Molecule: messenger RNA, 1532 nt
Organism: Corticium candelabrum
Lineage: Eukaryota; Metazoa; Porifera; Homoscleromorpha; Homosclerophorida; Plakinidae
Product: KICSTOR subunit 2-like
Exons: 13
Coding region: 10-1374 (454 amino acids)
Biological process (GO): protein localization to lysosome; cellular response to amino acid starvation; negative regulation of TORC1 signaling
Cellular component (GO): KICSTOR complex
Source: RefSeq, a predicted model, not a curated record